This is a messenger RNA of Zalophus californianus (California sea lion), 5651 nucleotides long. RefSeq names its product TRPM8 channel associated factor 2 (gene TCAF2). Gene Ontology annotation, biological process: negative regulation of anion channel activity. The transcript has 9 exons. Lineage: Eukaryota; Metazoa; Chordata; Mammalia; Carnivora; Otariidae. The record is from RefSeq and is a predicted model, not a curated record. Bases 324 to 3068 code for a protein of 914 amino acids.
GAGCCGCGUCUACAGGGCCCCCCCAGACCUCCCGCUGCGCCCGCCAGCUCCACCUCCAGACCGCGCGCCGCGAAGCGCCCUGCCCCACGCGCCCCCUCCAACCAGGCACCCGGACCACCCCACCUGCGCCCAGCCCAAUCCCUCCACCCAGCCCCUGGACCGCCCGCUGCGCCACUGCAAAAAUCCAGAGCGCCCGGAGCCAGUGCUGAACAUCCGAAUACCGAUCGUCCAGGGUUUCGUUUCGUUUAGCCAGUCUGGCGCUACUUGCUGUUUGUCUCCAAACACGGUUUCUUUGCCUCUUUGGACUUGCGGCUAGUUGAACCAUGGUGACAACUCCCGCCCGUGCUUUCGAGGCCCUCAUGCAUGGAGUGACCAGCUGGAAUGUCCCCAAAGGCCCCAUCCCAUGUGAACUGCUUCUUACUGGAGAGGCCUCCUUCCCAGUGAUGGUGAAUGACAAGGGCCAGGUCCUCAUUGCUGCCUCCUCCUAUGGCCAAGGCCGCCUGGUGGUGGUGUCCCAUGAGGGCUACCUGCUGGAUGCUGGCUUGGCUCCAUUUCUUCGUAAUGCGGUGGGUUGGCUCUGUCCCUCACCUGGGGCUCCCACUGGAGUGCACCCAUCCCUGACAUCACUAGUAAGUAUCCUGCAGGGCUGUGGGGUUCAGGCACAAGUUCAGCCAGAAGUGGGGGCCCCUGUGGGGGUUUACUGCAUCGAUGCCUACCAUGAUAUGAUGACUGCAGAGCUGAUCCAGUUUGUGAAAUGUGGAGGCGGCUUGCUCAUCGGGGGCCAAGCCUGGCAUUGGGCCAGUCAGCAUGGUCCUGACAACGUGCUGUCCAGGUUCCCCGGGAACCAGGUGACAAGUGUGGCCGGAGUGUACUUCACCGACAUCUAUGGGGACACAAGCCGGUUCAAGGUCUCUAAGAAGAUACCCAAGAUCCCACUCCACGUCAGGUGUGGGGAGGAUCUGAGGCAGGAUCAGCAGCAGCUCCUGGAAGGGAUCUCAGAGCUGGACAUCAAGACGGGGGGAGUCCCCUCGCAGCUGCUGGUGCACGGGGCCCUCGCCUUCCCUCUGGGGUUAGAUGCCUCGCUCGGCUGCUUCCUGGCAGCUGCCCGCUAUGGCCGGGGCCGGGUGGUCCUGGCUGCCCAUGAGGCCAUCCUCUGUGCUCCCAAGCUGGGGCCCUUUUUGCUCAAUGCUGUGCGCUGGCUGGCCAGAGGCCAGACGGGCAAAUUGGGGGUGAACACACAUCUAAAGAACCUGUGUGCCCUCCUGUCAGAGCAUGGCCUGGAGUGCAGUCUGCAGCCCCAUCUGACGCAUGACUUGCGUGUCUACUGCUGUGUGGCUUACAGUGACCAGGAGGCUAAGCAGCUGCAGGAGUUUGUGGCUGAGGGUGGGGGCCUGCUGAUCGGGGGCCAGGCCUGGUGGUGGGCCUCCCAGAACCCAGGCCGCUCUGCUUUGGCUGGUUUCCCCGGUAACGUUAUCCUCAACUGCUUAGGCCUCAGCAUCCUAGCUCAGACCCUUGAUGCAGGCUGUUUCCCUGUCCCUACCCCCGAGAUGUGGAGCUACCACUUCCGCAAGGCGCUGUCCGAUUUCCAGGCUGCAUUGAGCCAUGGGGCUGGGAACUUGGAAAAGCGCUGGCUGGCAAAGCUGGGAGCAGAUGGCGCAGCCUUCCUACAGAUCCCUGCAGAGGGGGUCCCUGCUUACAUAUCCUUGCACCGACUCCUGAGGAAGACCCUGCGUCUGUCAGGCCUCCCAGCUGUGAGCCGGGAGCACCCUGUGGCUGGUGACUCCUUUGAGGCUGCAGUGCUCUGCCUGGCCACGGAGCUGGCACACUCUGGGACCGACUGCUCCCAGCUAGUACAGGAGCUUGGAACCUGGACCUGCAGCUCUGGACACCCCAUCACUGUGGAGAUCGAUGGGAGCAACCCAGGCCACUGUGAUGCCUGGGUGAGCACUGGGCUCUACCUCCCAGGUGAACAGAGUGCAGAAGUCUCACUGUCUGAAGCCGCAGCCUCUGCCGGCCUGAAGGUACAGAUUGGCUGCCACACUGAUAACUUGACCAAGGCCAGCAAGCUGUCUCGAGCCCCUGUGGUGACUCAUCAGUGCUGUAUGGACAGGACCAUACGAUCCAUCUCCUGCCUCUGGGGUGGCCUUCUCUAUGUCAUCGUGCCAAAGGGCAGCAAACUGGGCCCCAUAUCUGUCACCAUCAAGAGGGCUGUGCCUGCCCCAUACUACAAGCUGGGUAAGACAUCUCUGGAGGACUGGAGGAACUGUAUCCAGGAGAGCACAGCUCCCUGGGGAGAGCUGGCAACAGAUAAUAUCAUCUUGACGGUGCCGACUGCAAACCUGCGAGCCCUGGAGGACCCUGAGCCAGCGCUCCGCCUCUGGGAUGAGAUGAUGCACGCGAUAGCCCGGCUAGCAGCCCGGCCUUUCCCUUUCUGCUGUCCCGAGAGGAUUGUUGCUGAUGUGCAGAUCUCAGCUGGCUGGAUGCACUCAGGAUACCCCAUCAUGUGCCACCUGGAGUCGGUGCAAGAGCUCAUCAAUGAGGCAGGCAUGAGGAGCACGGGUCUGUGGGGACCCAUCCAUGAGCUGGGUCACAACCAGCAGCGACAAGAGUGGGAGUUCCCGCCACACACCACUGAGGCUACCUGCAACCUCUGGUCUGUCUAUGUGCAUGAAACAGUCCUGGGCAUCCCCAGGGCUAGGGCCCACCCUGCUCUGAGCCCUCCAGAACGAAAGAAGAGAAUCAAAAUGCACCUGGGAAAAGGAGCCCCCCUGCAUGACUGGAAUGUGUGGACAGCUCUGGAAACAUAUCUACAGCUCCAGGAGGCCUUUGGGUGGGAGCCGUUCACCCAGCUCUUUGCUGAGUACCAAACACUUUCUGGCAUCCCCAAAGACAAGGAUGGCAAGAUGAAUCUGUGGGUGAAGAAGUUCUCUGAAAAGGUGCAGAAGAAUCUGGCUCCAUUCUUUGAGGCCUGGGGCUGGCCUGUCCAGAAGGAAGUGGCAAACAGCCUGGCCUGUUUGCCUGAGUGGCAGGAAAACCCCAUGCGGGUGUACAGGCAUCCUCAGAAGUAAACGACGUGCAGCAAGGUGGUGGGGGAGAGGCAGUUAGGUCAUAAGACAAAAUGACACCAACUUUCUCAGGAAAAUGCCUUUGUUACUGUUCCCGUUUGUACUGUUGCUCUCACUGCCUUGUUUCACCGCCCUAAUCCUCCAGCAGAGGAUCUUACAUCUGCAUAUCUUAAGGUCCUGCAGGCUCUCCGCUCCUACUUUUGACCAACAGUUCUUUUUUUAUUUUUAAGAUUUUAUUUACUUGAGAGAGAGAGAGAGAGAGCACAAGAGAGCGAGCAUGAGCAGGGGGAAGGGCAGAGGGAGAGAGAGAGAGAGAGAGAGAGAUGCAGACUCCCCGCUGAGCAGGGAGUCAGAUCAUAACCUGAGCCAAAUGUAGAUGCUUAACCGACUGAACCUGCCAGGUGCCCCUUGAUCAACAGUUCUAAAGACUAUGGGUUACCAUAAUAAUCUGAUAUCACUCCUCACCCCUGCCAGCCCUGAACAUGGCUGGUAAUUUCUUAUGCUUUGGGAAGUUUCCUAAUGGCAAGAGAGACAGGCUGAUAUAGAGAGAGCCCUGAACUUGCUUUGGUACUAUGGAAAAUCUCUUAAAAAGUCUCUGUCUAUGCUUCUGUAUUCUCAUCCAUGACAUGGGGAUAAAAGUAUGGUGUUUGAUAAUGGUAAACAUGUUCAUCCACUGCAAUAUGCAUACACAUGCAAGGGUAUUCUUUAGCUUUUGCCAGGGCCCAUGGUGGUCUGUCUGGACAACCUGAAAACUGAAUCCCACUUCAGAGUUGGCCACCUUGAGGUGGGCAUGUAGUCUCUGCGUAAGAGUGUUUAAUGCAUUAUCAGUGUUGUUCCAGACAUGAUAUCACUGAUAGUUAUUGAGAUCCUAGCCUGUCCUUUGUCCCUUCUCCCACUUCUGGAAGGAUUCUUGGGUAUGACCUAACCCAAAGAACUGUGUAAACUCAAAAGAGACAGUAUAAAGACUACCUGGGUGGCUCAGUCAGUUAAGUGUCUAACUCUUGAUUUCAACUCAGGUUGUGAUCUCAGGGUAGUGAGAUCAAGCCCUGCGUGGGGACUGCACGCUCAGCAGAGAGUCUGCUUCUCCCUCUCCCUCUGCUCCUCCCCCUGCUCACUCACCCUUUCUCUCUCUCUAAAAUAAAUAAAAUCUUAAAAAAGAGAGAGAUGGUAUAAACUCAAACUGGUUGUCACAAAGCCACUUAGUCUUCUUGGUUAGUUCCAUCUUCUAGUACUUUUGUUUCAACCAAAAGUAAAUGUCACAUCGCUUCUCGGCCUUUUGGCUAAGAUCAAGUGUAAAAGUAAAUGUCACGUAGCAAAGCCUGCCAAGUCCACCAGCCUGUUUGUUCUUUGCACAGAAUAGGCAACUGACCCCUCUGGUCACCACAGAAUCAAGGCGGUGUCUGGUGUUAACGGCAGCUGUGAUGAGAAGUCCGCCUGCACAACAGGUUUCGCUUGGGACCAGGAUUAUUCUGGGCGCAGCAGACCAAAUUAAUCCACAACGCAGCCUCCCUGAGCUUUCACACAAUCCAUUCCAACCCAUCCCAACUCUUUGGCUAGGUGGAGUUCUCAUUAGACCUCCAUCUCCAGGAUUAAUGAUGGGGUGUGGCCAUUUUUCCCUAGCUUGCUUUUAAACCAUAUUUUUGUCAUGUUGAAUAGCAUUCCAUGAGCUGUGUUCAGAGCAGAGUGGCUCCUCAGAAGGAGAAGUGAUGGAGGGAAUGUCUUUUUAUGAAUCCCAUCAUCCUCCUACUGAUUCUAGGAUAAUUUCCUUUUAUUCCACUACUAUCCUUUGCCAGGUGCUUUUCACAUGAAAGGCACACAAUAAACAUUUGUGAAUGGAAAGAACAGUGAUGACACCUAGCACACAAUGACAGUCAGUCUGUCCCAGGCAUAGCGUGGGGUGUUUUCUAUGAGCUAGCCCAUGGAAUCUUCACAACAGGCCUUAGAAGCAGCUACUCUUAUUAUCCCCACAUCAUAGUUGAGGAGACAGAUGUCUAGGGAUAUUAAAUAACUCUGAAGUAACCAAGCUAAUAAGAGGAAGAGUCAGGGCUUGAGUGAAACCCCCAGCAAUGAAAAAAAUCCUCCACGAAGACUUAGAAUUUAAACAAAAAUUCACCUAGAAAAUGGAAGCUCACCAAACUUCUGAUUUAGCUCAUGUUAACUACUGAAUUUUUAUUAAAUAUCAAAUUUAACCUCCAAAAAGAUAUUGGUACCUGAUUUUCUGGUUGUCUCCACAUAGGAUUAGCCUCCCUAUAGGUAGAGGAAAGAUUUGAACCCAGGAAAUUCAACUUCAGAACUGGUGGUCUUAACCAUGACGUUAAGGAGGAGUACAUGGAUGGAAAAUACUGGGUUUGAGAGGUUGCCAUAGAGACAAAGACAAAAACCUGACUGCUCCCCACACUCUCUGUAGUGGCAACUAGAACCUUCCCCUUCUUAAAAGGGGAAGCUCUGCUGCUUGUUUCUAAGUUCACAGUUAGUUGUAACUGUGACUGUCUCAGGGCAUUCUGUAUUCCAGAGUAUAUUUGCUCACAAGCAUGUGAAUGUAGCCAUGAUAAAUCAUCAAUAAAUGCUGUUUGCCAGGAACUGUUA